AUGCUUAGUACAUUGUCUGCUUCAGAUAAACCAGAAAAUGCUCCUUCUGAAUGUCCAGGAACAUCUUCACAAACAGCAGGCCAAGCAGCUGCCUGUGAAAAUUGUCCAAACCAAGAAGCUUGUCUAACAACACGUUCAGAAGUAGAUCCUGAUAUUGAAUGGAUUAAACAACGAAUGGCAACAGUCCGUAGAAAGAUUUUUAUUUUAAGUGGUAAAGGUGGAGUUGGAAAAAGUACUUUUACUGCUCAAUUAGCAUGGUGUCUUUCUAUUAAUGAAAAACAAAUUGGUGUUUUGGAUGUUGAUUUUUGUGGUCCUUCGAUUCCACUAUUAAUGGGUUGUGAUGGUGAACGAAUCCAUACAUCAGGUUCUGGUUGGACACCUAUUUAUGUUUCAGAAAAUAUUGGUGUUAUGUCAAUAGGAUUUAUGCUUCCUAGUCCAGAAGAAGCAGUAAUUUGGCGUGGAACCAAGAAAAACGGAUUGAUUAAACAAUUUUUAAAAGACGUUGAAUGGUCUGAUUUAGAUUAUUUGUUAAUUGAUACGCCUCCUGGAACGUCUGAUGAACAUCUUAGUACAGUGAAAUUUCUUAAAGAAACAGGGAUUGAUGGAGCUAUACUUAUUACUACUCCACAAGAAAUUUCUUUAUUGGAUGUUCGUAAAGAAAUAGAUUUUUGUAGAAAAAUUGGAGUACCUAUAUUAGGAAUUGUUGAAAACAUGAGUGUAUUUGUUUGUCCACAUUGCCAUCAUACCUCACAAAUCUUUAAAGCAACUACAGGUGGUGCCCGCGCUCUUUCAGAAGAAACAAAUACAGUUUUUCUUGGUACUAUUCCACUUGAUCCUCGAAUACGAGAAGUCUGUGAUAAAGGUUUAAAUUUCAUUGAAGAAUAUCCGGAUUCAUUGGCAUCUAAAGCUAUUUUAGACAUUAUUAAUGAACUUUGCAAAAAAUUAGGCGAUUAG
Messenger RNA from Pneumocystis jirovecii RU7, 954 nucleotides. RefSeq lists its product as uncharacterized. Gene Ontology annotation, molecular function: 4 iron, 4 sulfur cluster binding; ATP-dependent FeS chaperone activity; ATP binding. NCBI's taxonomy places the organism in Eukaryota, Fungi, Ascomycota, Pneumocystomycetes, Pneumocystales, Pneumocystaceae. Bases 1 to 954 code for a protein of 317 amino acids. The transcript has 5 exons. Gene Ontology annotation, cellular component: cytosol. The record is from RefSeq and is a predicted model, not a curated record. Gene Ontology annotation, biological process: iron-sulfur cluster assembly.